This is a messenger RNA of Punica granatum (pomegranate), 1910 nucleotides long. The record is from RefSeq and is a predicted model, not a curated record. NCBI's taxonomy places the organism in Eukaryota, Viridiplantae, Streptophyta, Magnoliopsida, Myrtales, Lythraceae.
GCGAACGGGGGACCAAUUAACUUUAUUGACUUGAAGAAGCUGAGCCUGCAAAUUUGUCAGGGCCUUUAUGUCCGAGUGUGAGCGGUCACCACCGACUGACCCCUAUGUUGCUUAUUGUUUUGUUUGGUAUUACAUUAAUUAAUUCUCCUUCGUUGGAAAUUCUGGACACUUUUUGUCCUGUGCUUGGAUUUUUCAAAGAUGAGAUGAUCUGAGAUGAUACCUUUGUUUUCUGGGUUUCGGCGCUUUUAUCUGUCUAUUAAUAUUGAGGUUGGGAAUUGAGAGCGAAGGUAAGAGAAUCUAAAGGUUUGGGUCUCCAUGGAAGUUGCUGCUGGCGCUGGUACUGGUCCAAGUGGCAAAUUAGAGAAUGGGAAAAUGGACAACUACCCGAAGGAGCUCGAUGCCGGAGCUCUCUUCGUCCUUAAAUCUCGAGGGACAUGGCUGCACUGUGGAUAUCACUUGGCUACAUCCAUUGUGUGUCCAUCGCUGCUGAGCCUUCCGUUUGCCCUGAGUUUGUUGGGCUGGGCCGCUGGGACGACAUGGCUAGUACUGGCUGGCAUGGUCACCUUCUACUCGUUCAAUCUCCUCUCUCUUGUUCUUGAACAACAGGCGAACCUUGGGCAUCGCCAGCUCCGCUUCCGAGACAUGGGCACAGAUAUCCUCGGGCCACGGUGGGGUAAAUAUUAUGUCGGCCCGCUUCAGUUCUUGAUCUGCUACUGCUCUGUCGUGGCCACUGCUGUUCUGGGAGGGCAGACCCUCAAGACAAUCUACUUGCUUGCUAGACCAGAUGGGACGAUGCAGCUUUAUCAAUUCAUCAUCAUCUUCGGACUUGUAAUACUGUUCUUGGCUCAAAUCCCAUCCUUCCACUCCCUCAGGCACAUAAACCUCGUGUCCUUGGUCCUCUGCCUGGUUUACUGUGUCUGCACGACAGUUGGUUCCAUAUACAUAGGAAGGUCCAAGAAUGCACCGAUAAAGGAUUACUCGUUGCAAGGAACCAGAGAAGAUCGCAUACUCAGUGCUUUCAAUGGUAUUUCAAUCAUCGCUACAAUCUAUGGAAGUGGCAUUAUUCCUGAGAUACAGGCAACUAUAGCCCCUCCGAUAAAGGGCAAGAUGUUCAAAGGCCUCAUUGUUUGCUACCUGGUGAUCAUCACGACUUACUUCAGCGUUGCGAUAUCGGGGUACUGGGCAUUUGGUAAUCAAGCCAAAUCAGUAAUUCUCAGCAAUUUCAUCGGCAAAGAUAGUAAUGGCCGAGAUCUGCUUCCCACUUGGUUCCUUCUAUUGACCAAUGCCUCAACUAUCGCUCAAAUUAUUGCAAUUACUCUGGUAUAUCUUCAACCAACCAAUGAGCUGUUUGAGAAGAAGUUAGGUGAUGCAAAGUCGGAUCAGUACUCCAUGCGCAAUGUUGUGCCAAGGCUGAUCUCUCGGUCCUUGUCGGUCAUCACUGCAACGCUUUUCGGGGCGAUGCUGCCAUUCUUCGGGGACAUCAUGGCGCUUUUUGGGGCAUUUGGGUUUAUUCCUUUGGAUUUCAUCCUUCCAGCUGUAUUCUAUAACGUAGCCUUCAAGCCAUCCAAGAGAGGUGCGAUAUUCUGGGUGAACACGACCAUUGCUGUUAUCUCUUCAAUGCUAGCAGGGAUUGGGGCGGUGGCAUCAGUUCGACAAAUGAUUCGUGAUGCCAAGACUUACAACUUGUUCGCUAAUAUGUAAUCAGCUGUGUAUCUGAUUUACCAGGAGAAUAAUUAACGACGAAUAAACUUCAUUUACUUGCAUAUAUAUUUCUCAGGUUAUGACAAUAUUCCCCAGGAUAUCAUAUGGUAAACAUAUGUACAUCUAGCAUACGGUAAACAUAUGCACAUUUGUAAAUUUAUAUGUAUUUAAUCAUUAUAUAAGUGUAAAUGAUUUGACCGUAGUUGUUA